AUGGACGUUUCCGAAGCGAUGGACGUCGAGAACGGAGCGUCGGCCAAUCAGAAGCACGUGCAAAUCAGCUUUUUCAAUGAGGACGAUGAGUGAGUAGACAAUGACUUGAACUUUGAAAAAACGUGUGAAUGCCGCCAAAUAUUCGAUGUCUUUCACUCCAAAAUUGCUGCUUUUCAUGUCAAACUGAACAAGAUUUAUACCCGUCCCCUCCUAGAAUAUGGUUGUGAAAUCCUGGAUCUCACAUGUGUCUCACUCUCUAAUAAAGUCGUGAGACUGAAAACUGGUAAAACAAAAAUGAGUAAAUUGGUUUUCUUGAAACACGAAAAAAUUUGAACAAACUUGCAGAAGUAUUCAAAUUCCGGACUCUGUGUUCGACGUGCCCACUUCAGUGGAGAGCGACGAUUUGAAUUUGUUGCUGAACAAAACGAUCGAAGCGAGUGAUGGUGAGCUUUUUAUAAAGUUUUGGAUGCUUAGUUACUUGGUUACUUGGUGUCCGUUGAAUCCAGCGAAGUUUGACGCGCUGCGGACAAAGUCAGUCCGAUCACGGGCGUAGGAGGACCACGUGAUUUUCGGGACCAUAUUUCCUCCUCUUUGUCUUGCUGGGAUCACGUUCCCGGGUUUUGCUGCUGAGCCCGUCCCGUCCUCGGCUCCUUUGGUUAGCUCUCGGCAUUCGGUUGCGACUUUGGAUCAUCGUUCGUCGUCUCUCCGCGCCAUAGUCUCGGACUGAAGUAUGGGGAGCACCAGAUGGGACUUCCGAGAGAUUGAGCGGCGAUUUUGAUUCCGUCCGGCUAGCUGUCAGAGAGAUCUAUUGGGUUUGGCCAUGAUUUGGAGAGGGACUUCUCGAGGGCCUUUGGUUGAGCGGUGGGUCCCGCGCUCGUCCAUUUUUUUUGCGGGGAAUUUUGAGUUCAGACAGUGGAGGCGGUUCCGGGCGAGAUUGUUGGGGAUCAGGAAGCCAAUCCGUCCGAGUUUCCGGCGAUUAGAUCUCAACUGAAUAUUUCAUUCAAAAAAUUGCAGACGGCUGGAAAGAGCGUCGAUUCGAAUUUCUGGUCGGCGAGACGUUUUUGCGAACGAGUCUGGCCGAAUUCAUCGAGGAAUACGAAGUGGAGACGGUAAGCAAGCAAUUCUUAAUUGGACUUUCACAAUUAUCGCCGCAAAUUCACUCGUUUGCAGGAAACCAUCCUCAAAGUCGAGUGUGUGAUCGGAAUCGAGGCGCCGAAGCCGUUGCACGACAUUCAGGCGCCCGAUUGGGUGUCCUCCGUGCAAAUUGUCAAUAAUCAGUGAGUUUGUGCACAAAUUCCUAUGGCAAACUGGAUUUUCUACGAUUCUUGUCAAGCUCCACUGAUUUACAAUGAAAUUUGCAAUGUUUCCAGCAUCUUCUCGACGACCUACGGCGGAGACAUUGUCAUCGUGGACCGGAAGGGAAAAGAGACAAAGUUGGCGGUGAACUCGGCGAAUCGCCUUCUCAAGUGCAGUUCGAUCGUCAAAACGGCGCCGAGUGAGUGGGCUUUUGAGAAUUCGCACUGAAAAUGGCUUCUGUUUGCAGAAAAAACGCAGUUGGACGGCACCGAAAUUCUUGUGGGCGGUGAGAAUCAACUGCUCACGCUGUACGCCAUCGAGAAAGGCGUUUUGACGGAAAAAGUGAGGAGGGCAUGAUUUUUGCAUUUUUUUUUUGCAAAGUGAUCAACAAACAAGAAACGUUUCCAGUUGAUUCUGCGCGGUCACGAACGAGCGGUCGAGUGCGUGGCCGUCAAUUCGGACGCCUCUCGCGCCAUUUCGGGAUCCGUCGACAUGAAUUUGAAAGUGUGGAACCUGGACGCGGCGGACGAGGCGACGAACUAUCAAAAAAUGGACGGGGACGUGGAGGAGACGGCGACGAAAAAGCGGAAAAAGGAGACGAAGACGAAGGUGCCGAUGGUGACGAUCGGCGGGCACAGGGACCGAGUGACUGCGGUCGAGUGGUGUCCGCGGAAGGAGACGCACGCGUUCUCCUCCUCCUGGGACCACACCAUCGUCGAGUGGGACCUCGAAUUGGGUUCGUUUUUCAAGGGUUGGCAUAGGUGGUGUGAAUUUUUUGAAAUCUAGUCGGCGCACUCUUUCGUAUGCUUGGCGAAACUGCAAUACUGCAGUCUGUGAACAACUUUAAGAACAUUUUCUUUUGAAACAGAGAAAAAGCGUGUGUUCUCUCUUCUCUGCGCUUCGGGAGAAUAUGUUUUUCUGCUUCCACACUCUGAAAAAGGUUUCAGCAUACCCUAUUCAUUCGACAAGAUUUGGUUUUUCGGAUUAGUCAGGUCUCAAUUCGCUUCGGGACCCGCCCCUCCUAAAAGUAGCUGCGCCUUUAAAAGAUCGCUCGCCGCGCGCGACCUUUUUCUCCGUUUGUCAACGAAAAACAAACUAUUUUUUUUUCAGCGGGAGAAGUGUCGCGGAUCAAAGGUCCCAAAUCGUUCACGAGCAUUUCGAUCCAUCCGACGACCGGAAUGCUCAUUUCCAGCUGCACUGACGCCGUGCCACGCCUCUACGACCCCAAAAAUCGAGGUAGAAUCUACGGAAAUUUUUGAACAUUUUUGCUGACUGAAAUUGAACGUUUCAGCGUAACAGUGACUUGAACGAAGUGAAAUUUGAGAUUGAAAAUUUUUUGAGACUGAAAUUGACCCAAAACAUUGGAAUUGCCGGCCCAGCCUUUUCGAGGCCUGGACUUUUGAGCCACUUGCAGUCAUCCGAUCGGAACCAAACUUUGCAGACUUUUUGGACUAGGAUUGAAGUACAUCGGGUCCAAAUUUCAGACCGAUCCGAUCAUCCGGUCCCGAGAUAUGUGGGUCAGAAGCCGAUGUUAGACGAAAAGCCCGGGCUUUCGGCCACUUCCGGCCAAUAAUCCACAUAUCUCGGGACCAGAUGAUCCGAUCGGUCUGAAACUUAGACCCAUAGAGCAAAAGAUUCAAUCCAAGUCUAAGAAGCCUGCAAAGUUUGGGUCCGAUCGGAUCAUUGCAAGUGAGCAAAAAGUCCAGACCUUUAGGCCAACCCCGAAUUCCACCCGAAAAUGCAGGAGAAACAAUUUGCAGACGGAGCAAUGGUGAAACAAUCGUUCGUUGGCCAUCAAAACGGAUGGGUGGAGGCGGUCAAAUGGAAUCCGGCCGAUUCGAACCAAUUUGUCAGUGUUUCCACUGACAAGACCGCCAAAAUGUGGGAUAUUCGGUAAGUCUUCCCUAUUUUCUUUAAUUGUUUCUUGAAAACUGGAGGAUUUGUGAUGCAAAUACAAUUUUGCAGCUCCUCGAAAUCGUCGCUGUUCGACAUUCACGGUCACGAGGACCGAAUUCUGUGCGCCGCCUGGAACGAGGGCCUCAUCGCCACCGGAUCCGCCGAUUGUACGCUCAAAAUUUUUGAGACAGCCUAG
Molecule: messenger RNA, 3388 nt
Organism: Caenorhabditis sp. 36 PRJEB53466
Lineage: Eukaryota; Metazoa; Nematoda; Chromadorea; Rhabditida; Rhabditidae
Source: the annotation of a GenBank genome assembly